AUGGCGCCAGCAACGCAAUUUGAUGUCUCCCCGCCUCCUGGUGAUGCCGUCUCUGCGUUAAGCUUUGCGCCAGGCGCAUCGACCCGCCUGCUGGCCUCUUGCUGGGACAAGAGCGUGUACCUCUACGACAUACAGGAUGGCGAGUCAGGUGCUCAAGGCACUCUCAUUCAGAAAUACUCACAGCAAGGGCCUGUCCUGGACGUGUGCUUUGGCAGGGAUGACACCGAAGCCUUCUCGGCCGGCUUGGAUCACACCGUACAAAGGAUCGAUCUCGAGUCAGGCAAGCAGGACGUCAUCAGCAAGCACACCCAGGGCGUCAGUUCUGUAGUCUACAGCGCGGAGCACAGCAUCGUCGUGUCCGGGUCAUGGGAUGCGACGCUCCACUUCCACAAUGCCAAGGACUUGUCGCAAGGACCGGUCAAGAUCCAGCUGCCGGGCAAGGUGCACGCGCUGGCCGCAAGCCCGACCAAAAUUGUCGUCGCCAUGACGGCCCGCCUUGUCCACAUCUACGACCUGCCGACGGUGGCAGAAUACCUCGCAUCACAUGCAGGUGGCAACGGUACGAUUGAUGCCACCGGUGCCAUCAAGCCGUGGCAGCAGCGGGAGUCGUCGCUCAAGUUCCUGACCCGCGCGGUCGCCUGCAUGCCCAACGACGCCGGCUAUGCCACCAGCAGCAUCGAGGGCCGCGUCGCCGUCGAGUGGUUCGAGGACAGCGCCGAGUCGCAGGCCCGCAAGUAUGCCUUCAAGUGUCAUCGCCAGACCGCCCCCGAGGAGGAGGGCGGCGGCGACGUCGUCUUCCCCGUCAACGCACUCGCCUUCCACCCCCGAUACGGCACCUUUGCGUCCGGCGGCGGCGACGGCACCGUCGCCCUGUGGGAUGCCGGGGCCAAGCGGCGCAUGAAGCAGUACCAGAAAAUUCCCAACAGCGUGUGGGCGCUCGCGUUCUCGAACAACGGCAAGUACCUCGCCAUGGGCGUGGCGCCUGGCUUCGAGACCGGCCAGGAGGACUACAGCGGCGCUGGCAAGACCCAGAUCAUCGUCCGGGAACUGUCCGAAACGGAGGCCAAGGGCAAAGGCUCCAAGUGA
Messenger RNA from Grosmannia clavigera kw1407, 1086 nucleotides. RefSeq names its product nuclear pore complex protein. Bases 1 to 1086 code for a protein of 361 amino acids. The record is from RefSeq and is a predicted model, not a curated record. Gene Ontology annotation, biological process: mitotic spindle assembly checkpoint signaling. NCBI's taxonomy places the organism in Eukaryota, Fungi, Ascomycota, Sordariomycetes, Ophiostomatales, Ophiostomataceae. Gene Ontology annotation, molecular function: ubiquitin binding. Gene Ontology annotation, cellular component: kinetochore; mitotic checkpoint complex; bub1-bub3 complex. The transcript has 3 exons.